GUAUAGGUAUAUAUGCUUGACGCCAUGCGGCCGCAUCUGUCUGUGAUGCCGUAUCGGUCUGUGCCCCCGUGCGUGACAGCACACGGCCGUAUGUGUCUGUGCCGUAUGUGUCUGUGCCCCCGUGCGUGACAGCACACGGCCGUAUGUGUCUGUGCCGUAUGUGUCUGUGCCCCCGUGCGUGACAGCAUGUGGCUGUAUGUGUCUGUGCCCCCGUGCGUGAGACUGUGCAGCCGUAUUGGUCUGUGCCCCCGUGCUUGAUGCCGUGUGCCUGUAUCUGUCUGUUCCCUCUUGUGACGCUCUGUGGCUUCCUCUCUGCCUGCAGCAAGCGGACCUUGUCUCCCUGGGGAAGGUGGUGCUGGCACUGGCCUGUAACUCCCUGGCUGGUCUGCAGAGAGAGAACCUGCAGAAAGCCAUGGAGCUGGUGUCCAUCAACUACUCUUCUGACCUUAAGAACCUCAUUCUGUACCUGCUGACUGAUCAGUCUCGGCUGCGCAGUGUUAACGACAUUAUGCCCAUGAUCGGAGCUCGAUUCUACACCCAGCUGGAUGCUUCCCAGAUGAGAAAUGAUGUCAUCGAGGAGGACCUGGCCAAGGAGGUGCAGAAUGGCCGCUUGUUCCGUCUCCUGGCCAAACUUGGAACUAUCAAUGAGAGGCCUGAGUUUCAGAAGGACCCCACCUGGUCCGAGACCGGAGAUCGCUACCUUUUGAAGCUCUUCAGGGACCACCUCUUCCACCAGGUCACUGAGGCCGGCACCCCCUGGAUAGAUCUCAGCCACAUUGUUUCUUGCCUCAACAAGCUGGAUGCUGGCGUCCCAGAAAAGAUCAGCCUGGUCUCCCGGGACGAGAAGAGUAUCCUGGUGGUGACUUACUCAGACCUGAAGCGCUGUUUCGACAGCACCUUUCAGGAGCUGACCAGCAUUGCAAGUGGGCAACUGUAGCAUUGGCCCCACCCUCCUGAUGGAGGCCCCGGCUCCUGGCAGCCGAUAGCUCGGACUGCCCGUGACUAAAACCGAGCAAAUUGCACUACAGCCGGGUGUGAUUCCUUUUCCCUGGGUGGCUGAGCAUGGACAUGCAGGCACGUGGGCAGGCAGGCUCCCUGCCUCGCUUCUGUCUGCCACGCUGCUCUGCCUGGCAGGAGUCCAUUCGACUUCAGAAGCUCUUUUCUCUCAGAUUGAAACCCUGUGGCUGUGAUUAUGGACACAAGGGGUAAUGUUUUUUUUGUCCUUUUUUUAAAGAUGGGGGAUCAAAACCUGAUGGUGUCUUUGCUGUUUUUUAUUUGGUUUUUAUUUCCCUGAUGCAGAUGCACUAAAUUUUUAAGUUUGUUUUAAUUGUCGUGGCCUUGCGAGGGCACUGUCCUCAAAGGAUUGGAAAUAAAACCUGCGUUUCUUACA
Molecule: messenger RNA, 1390 nt
Organism: Paramormyrops kingsleyae
Lineage: Eukaryota; Metazoa; Chordata; Actinopteri; Osteoglossiformes; Mormyridae
Source: RefSeq, a predicted model, not a curated record